Messenger RNA from Saccoglossus kowalevskii, 949 nucleotides. Its product is annotated as cytosolic endo-beta-N-acetylglucosaminidase-like. Gene Ontology annotation, molecular function: mannosyl-glycoprotein endo-beta-N-acetylglucosaminidase activity. Gene Ontology annotation, cellular component: cytoplasm. The record is from RefSeq and is a predicted model, not a curated record. Gene Ontology annotation, biological process: protein deglycosylation. NCBI's taxonomy places the organism in Eukaryota, Metazoa, Hemichordata, Enteropneusta, Harrimaniidae.
ACUCAUCGUGCCUUGCUGUGAACCUGCUGUUGAUAUGGUAGAUGAUCCUAAUAGAGAAACAUUGGCUAAUUUUGAACCCGGAACAACAGAACCAAUAUGUCAACCUUUGAAAACUUUGGAGUCUGUUUUGUCAUGGCAACCAGGUGAUGAUUGUUUCAACAUUGCUACGCAGGCACUUGUGAAGAAUAAUGUUGAAAAGAAAGUCAGACCACAUACUUUGGUGUGUCAUGAUAUGGCUGGAGGCUAUUUGUUAGACAGGUUUGUUCAAGGAGCUGACAGCAGUGAAUACUACCGUCACUAUCAUUGGCAAUAUUUGGACAGUUUCAUCUAUUUUAGUCAUUAUUUUGUAACAAUACCACCACCUGGUUGGACAAAUGCUGCACAUAAACAUGGUGUUCUUAUGUUAGGGACGUUCAUCACAGAAUGGGAUGACGGUCUUGAAAGAUGUAAGGCAUUCCUCAAAGAUGAAGACACGUAUAAAUCUUUGGCUGAUAAAAUGGUUGCAAUUACUAAGUUUUAUAACUUUGAUGGUUGGCUUGUCAACAUUGAAAACAAAAUUGAGCCAGAAAAAGUGAAAAACUUACUCGGUUUUGUUGAGUAUUUAACAGUUGAAUUACACAGAGAGAUCCCGAAUUCCAAGGUCAUAUGGUAUGACAGCGUUAUUGAAGAUGGCAGCUUGAAAUGGCAAGAUCAAUUGAAUGAUAAAAACAGGUACCUGGGUAUAUCCAAAUUUAUUGUGACCACAUUGUAUAUAAAACUACCGGUAUUGCAAUUUGUACAGGCCAUUGCCAAAAUGUGGAUACUGAAGGCACAGCAUAUAUGCUCUAUACCAAUGUUGUAUACAGUAUUCUUAAAACUUCACUUGCAAGUGAAAAAAAUGGUCUCCAGGUUUUGUCUUGUUUUCCAGAGGGCACUAUAUAUUGAAAUCCAGAUGUGCAAGGCAAGCUGA